Messenger RNA from Aphis gossypii (cotton aphid), 842 nucleotides. RefSeq lists its product as uncharacterized. The coding region runs from base 254 to 841 and encodes 195 amino acids. The transcript has a single exon. NCBI's taxonomy places the organism in Eukaryota, Metazoa, Arthropoda, Insecta, Hemiptera, Aphididae. The record is from RefSeq and is a predicted model, not a curated record. Gene Ontology annotation, molecular function: protein dimerization activity.
UGAACCAUUAAUGAGUUUAGACCCAGGGAAAUGGGUGUUUCCGUUAUCAGGUUCACAGCGUCACGAUUUAGUUCAACAUGGUCCACAACAGAUGCUAGAUAUUUGCGAUGAAAAUUAUCUUUUAGACAGUAAUAAGAGACAUUUUUCUAACUUCCACUAUACAAGAAAAUUAAGUAAUGGCGAAAUUCAACAUCGCAGAUGGCUAGUUUAUUUUCAAUCUCAAGAUUAAAUAUAUUGAAAAAAAUGUUUAGGUAUGAACAGUGAACACACUGAUGAACCUAUAGAGAAUGGUGAAGAAAAGUUUAGAGUUGACUUUUUUAACAGCAUGAUUGAUGGAAUUCUACAUGACAUUAAAUGGAGAUUUAAAUCAUUGAAUGAAUACUUUGAAUAUUUUGGUUUUAUUUAUGAUAUGAAUAUUUUAAGAUCCAUUUCCAAAGAAGAUAUUUAUAAGCAUUGUUGUGAUUUAGGUACAGUUCUUCAAGAGGGUGAAAAGAGCGACAUUCAAUCAUUUGAAUUAUACGAAGAAUUACAACUCAUAAUUUCAAGUCUACCAGACUUUAUUGAGGAUGCAAAACAACUCAUCAAAUACAUAAUAGAAAAUAAUUUACAAGAAAUAUAUCCAAAUGUUUAUAUAACAGUCAGAAUUAUGCUUACUAUUCCUGUCAGUACAGCUUCAGCAGAGAGAAGUUUUUCGAAGCUUAAAAUAAUUAAAAAUUACCUACGAAAUACAAUGACACAGGAAAGACUCUCAGCAUUAGCAGUUUUGUCCAUUGAAACGAAAAUUGCAAAUAAUUUAAAUUACGAAGAUAUACUUAAAACAUUUAGUGAAGCAAAAAGCUGAA